Messenger RNA from Acipenser ruthenus (sterlet), 1212 nucleotides. RefSeq names its product zinc finger CCHC domain-containing protein 9-like. NCBI's taxonomy places the organism in Eukaryota, Metazoa, Chordata, Actinopteri, Acipenseriformes, Acipenseridae. Gene Ontology annotation, molecular function: nucleic acid binding; zinc ion binding. Bases 303 to 1139 code for a protein of 278 amino acids. The record is from RefSeq and is a predicted model, not a curated record. The transcript is spliced from 6 exons.
ACACUACAUGGCAAACUGGGAAACUGGUGUUCAGCCUUCGCAGUAGCAGACCGGAUAUUUUACUAUGUAACACCAGGAAGUGAAGAGCACGUGAAGUAAGCUGCUGUAGUUUAAAGCGAUGUAAACAGAAAUGAAAGUUACAAGUUGAAGUAGUUUUGUCAGAGUACAUUAAAGCGUUGAGAAUCUUCUGAAUGAUAAUAAUGACAAGGCUACAACGCUGACCGUGAAACAACAAGACGACCCUCUUGGAAAACAUUAUAUUUGGAUUCCCUGUGCAACAGGUGUUUCAUUUUGCAGUAAUAAUGACACGCUGGGCCAGGGCUAAUAACAUCCACAAAUACAAGGCUUCUGAAGCAACACCAUGGGGUCAGCUGCAGAAGAACUCUGGGAGUGGAGAGAACAAGCAGGGCUCUUCCAGGCACAGCCCGCAGCGGGACAGAAGGGCACAAGCAUCGAAGAGCCUCUCUGUGCAGAGGAGCGAGCGCUUCACUGCCACAGGGAAGGCAAACCGCAAGAAGAAAGACUAUGACAACGAAGAUGUGAACGGGUUCAUGGAUUACCUGAAACAGACCGGACAGUCCCUCCCGAGGGGAUGCCCCAGGCCAGGCGCAGACAGCACAGGGUUUGACGAGGACUUGGCCGUGGCACUGAAGAAGGACCACAGACGAGAGGACAGAAGGCUGAAGAGACAGACAAACAAAAAGAGCAACAUGGUGUGCUUCAACUGCAGAAAGCCUGGCCAUGGACUGGCUGACUGUCCCGAGGCUGACAGAGAUGAGGAGAUGGGCAGGGGGAUUUGUUACCGGUGUGGUUCUACAGAGCACGAGAUCAACAGAUGCAGAGCAAAAGUGGACCCGGCUGUUGGGGAGUUUCCCUUCGCUAAAUGUUUCAUCUGUGGGCAAACUGGACACCUCUCAAGAUCAUGUCCCGAUAACCCCAAAGGAAUGUAUGCAGCAGGAGGCUGCUGUAGAGUGUGCGGGUCUGUGGAACAUUUUCAGAAGGAUUGUCCAGAGCACCAGAAUUCAGGGAAUGCUGUAACAGUUGGACGAUGGUCUAACAGAAUGAGUGGUGAUCACGAAGACAUUCCUGUGCUGGUAAAGAAAGCGAAGCCCAAAGCACCCAAGGUUGUUACCUUCUAAGGGAGGUGUUACUGAUUCCACGGUGUGCUCUUUAUUGGUGGUUUGAAAUAAAAUGAUUGUGGACUUUUUCAAA